CGGAAUCUUCGCGCCGUAAUGUGAGGCGCGAGGCAUCGCCUGCGCAGGCGCUGCACGCCAGUCGCCUUCCCGUCGCGGCGCACGGCGGAAGGGCGUUGGGCGCGCUCGGCCCUGGCUCCUCGAUGGCUUCAGUAGUGAACGAUGAACCCGCGUCUGCGCCUUCUCGCAGCCUCCGGUCGCCAUGUUCGCCUUCGCGAGGUGAAAGAGUCUUCGCUAUCUUACAUUAUCGCGGUUGAUACGGUGGUCACGUGGGGGAACUGAUAAGUGCAGUCUGAGCUUGCGAUGCGCUGUGUGCAUCAAGAUUAACGCUGCAGUGGUCGCGGAGAUUUAUUGGCCGCAUCCGACCGCAAAUAAAGUACAAAUCGACCGAGUUGGUCGGCGAUGGCAUAAUGCUCGUACUUGCCAAAGCAAAAUAUACGUAGCUGUUUGGGAGAUUGGAUCCACGACAACAUUCCAACAUUAUGGAAUAUGAAAUAACUGAUAGGGUGGCGAUCGACGCCGACGUGCUGCUGGAGCAGGCCGGCGGCCGCGGGCGCUACCAGCUGCUCCUGGUGGCGCUGUACUCCGUCGUCAACGUGCUCUGCGCCUUCCACUACUUCGGCCAGACCUUCAUCACCCUCGUACCCCCUCACAGGUGCCGUCUGCCCGAAGUGUGCGAUGCGGCCGCAGAGGAGCGCUGGCGGUACAACGUCCCGGGCGACGCGGCGUCGUGCUGGCGCUUCGACCUCAACCUGAGCGGCGUGGAGCCGCCCAGCGACGGCGAGCGGGAGAGCUGGCCGCGGAGAGAGUGCGACACCGGCUGGACCUACGACCGCCCUCACGGCUAUGAGACGAUCGUGUCCGAGCUGGACUGGGUGUGCGCGGAACAGUGGCGGCUGGCGCUGGGCCAGUCGCUCUUCUUCGCCGGGUCGGUGGCGGGCACGCUGGCGCUGGGCGUGCUGUCGGACCGCGUGGGGCGGCUGCCGGCGCUGCUGGUGGCGCACGCGUGCGCGCUGCUCGGCGACCUCGUCACGGCCUUCGUGCACGACCUGCCCGGCUUCGGCGCCGCGCGCACCGUCGCGGGCCUCGCCACCGACGCCAACUUCUUCAUGAUGUACAUCAUCGUCAUGGAGUACCUGAGCCCCGAGCUGCGCACGACGGGCCUCAACCUGACCAUCGGCGUCUUCUACACGGCCGGGUGCGUGGCGGUGCCGUGGCUGGCGCUGUGGCUGGGCUCGUGGCGGCGCCUCAUGCUGGCCGUGGCGGCGGCGCACGCCCUGCUGCCGGCCUACUGGGCGCUGGUGCCCGAGAGCGCGCGCUGGCUGCUGCAGCGCGGCCGCGAAGCUGCUACUGCUAGUAAAUUGUAUCGUAAACCGCCAUCAGGGAGCCUAGUUGGUUUGUUCAAGACUCCAAAUCUGCGCAGGAAGACCUGCAUUCUCAUUUUUAAAACGAUGGUGCUGACGCUGUGCUACGACGUGCUGUCGCGCCACGUCAGCGGCAUGGGCAUCAACCCGUUCGUCAUGUUCAGCGCCAGUUCGGCGACGGUGCUGCCGUCGUGCCUGCUGGUCAUCCUGCUGCAGGACCGUGUGGGGCGGAAAGCGCUGGCGAGCGCGUCGCUGCUGCUCACGGGCGUCUUCGCAGCCGUCACCGGCGCGGGCCACUUCUGGCGGCCCUUCCCGGACGUGACGUUGGGCGCGCUGACGGUGCUGGGCGCCGGGCUGUGCCUGCUGCUGCCGGAGACGCUGGGCCGGGCGCUGCCCGUCACGCUGCAGGACGGCGAGCUCUUCGGCGAGGACGAGGGGCCCUGCGACUUCGCCUUCGCCACCAACUGCCGCUGCUGCCGCCGCCGCCGCCGCCCCGACGCCCAAGAAGAUCCCGCCGAAAGUGCCCCCUCGCCCGCCAAGACGCCGCUCUAGACCUCCGCGGGAAGACCGGUCGCUAGGAUCGCCACUGGCCCCGCCGUUGGGCCCCAAUAAACGCCUCGACCACAUCACUGGAUUGUAAAAGCCCGGCGAUUGCAUCUGCGGAGUUAUUGCAACAGCGACACGAAUGCAGCUGCGGAAUAAUUAUAGCUGCGACGCGCUUGUAGCUGCGACGCGAUUGUAGCUGCGACGCGAUUGUAGCUGCGACGCUAUUGCAGCUGCGACGCGAAUGCUGCUUCGACGCCAUUUCAGCUGC
Molecule: messenger RNA, 2157 nt
Organism: Gryllus bimaculatus (two-spotted cricket)
Lineage: Eukaryota; Metazoa; Arthropoda; Insecta; Orthoptera; Gryllidae
Source: the annotation of a GenBank genome assembly